This is a messenger RNA of Microstroma glucosiphilum, 2621 nucleotides long. RefSeq lists its product as hypothetical. NCBI's taxonomy places the organism in Eukaryota, Fungi, Basidiomycota, Exobasidiomycetes, Microstromatales, Microstromataceae. The record is from RefSeq and is a predicted model, not a curated record. The transcript has a single exon. The coding region runs from base 169 to 2541 and encodes 790 amino acids.
CGACGAUAGCCAACCCACAUCUCUAGAAGUGAGCCUGAUCCCCAUCAAUAUCAGGUUUGAGAUCUACCUCGUAUAUUAUCACAUUGCAUUCCUCUUUGGCAUCCAAACUCACCGUCAUCCAAUCGUAUCCUCAUCACCGAUCGCUCUGCCAGCUCCUGCCUCGCCGCGAUGGGCAGUCAACCUCCUUCGUCUUUGAGCUGGCGGGUGACCUCAUUAGACAGUGCCGUUCGAGGCAAGGAGGAUCAGCAUGCGGCAGACCAGAAGGAGCGCCAGCCUCCCGUCAAGAAGUCGCAUUCCACGUCUUCGAUCGCAAUGGGCAUGUUGCCGGCUAUCUCAAUCGCGGUGCCUGGAGCUGCGUCGUCGUCUUCAAACGGCGGCACGGAGACAAAUAGGAGCAACCCUGGCAGCACGGAUGCUCCUUCGACCUCUAAGCAGACUCAAGAGGAGCACGAACACCACCACUCAAUCCAUAAUCCAUUUACAAUUGGUCCCCUGAGAAAAGACGGCCGCAUGGAAAGUCGGCAUCAUUCCACCACAGAUGGCGAGGGCGAUGAGGCAAAGCCAAGUCGAAGGCGUCGUACUCGGGACAAGCUUGCCAAGGCCGGAAGGAGCUUGAGUCCUUUCAACCAUCGGAGAAAGAGCCUCAGCAAGCUUCCGGGAGUUCUCGGAGGCAGCUGGACUCAUUUGGCCAGCGGGGGUCAUCUCUUCGGGUCGAAGCAGCUGACACCACAGUCUUAUAGCAGUGCAGCAUCCUCUGGAGAAACGAGCGAGAAGGGCGAAGACUUCGAGUCAGAGUCGGAUGCAGAUUCCAUUGCAAGCGGCAAAGGACUGCAGCCAAGAAGCAUGGCCUUCGGUCGGGGAGGCAAGGACGACCACGAUGGAUCCGACGACGAUGACUGGGAUGCUGAUUUCGACAGGGAGCGUCGUUCCGGAGACGCAGAGACAGAUGACAGCAGCAGACUCUCCAGAGAGGGGGCCGACAGCUUCGAAGAAGAAGAAGACGAUCCCGGCGCUCGCGAUCCACUUCUAGAUUUCGAUGAUGCCACCAUAGACAACACAUUGUUCAAUGCCGGCUGUUUGGAUCUACACAAUGCUUGGCAAAACAAUCGGGAAAGCAUUGGAGAAGGGGGCUGGUACCCUGCCGAUGACGACCCUUCCUGGGGUCAUCCUGACGGAGCUAUCAACGAAGAGCCCGCAGAGCAGGGCUACGAUCAAUCAGGCGAAGUGCGGACUGCUUCGGUCGAUGCGGCCAUGCCAACGUCUCCUUCACAAGAUCCUCACGCAAGACUGCCUAACAUUAUCUUGCCGUCUUUCAAGAUUCCAGAGCCCAAGCGACAAGGCUCCAAGUACAUCGUCUCUGGGAACGGUCCGAACGCCUACUCCCUUGUAGCUUCUCGUCCGAUCUUUGCUCGGAACCGCUGCACUAUCACCCUUGUGCACGGUGAGUACGAGAAGGCAGUGAAAGAGAGGGCGACGGGAGGCGGUCGAGGACCCAAGAAGUGGAUCGUCGCCAGCGACGGUUCUGAAGAAUCGUCGUAUGCCAUCGAGUGGACUAUCGGAACAGUCUUACGUGACGGAGAUGAGACCCUCAUCGUCUCAGUCAUGGAGACGAGUGAGAAGCUAGACCCUACGCACAAGACGGAGACUGCUCAUGCCAAAGCAGCCCUCAAGGAGCACCAGGAUAUCCGACAGAACAUGGCCGUUGUAUUGGCUCGGCAAGCGACUGCUUUGCUGCAACGGACCCGUCUAGCCGUAAAGAUCAGCUGCCAGGCUCUGCACGCCAAACACUCCCGCCAUAUGCUGUUGGACUUGAUCGAUUUCUACGGACCGACAAUGGUCAUUGUAGGUUCUCGUGGACUGGGGUCUUUGAAGGGCAUCCUUCUAGGUUCCACCUCGCACUAUCUUGUUCAGAAGUCCUCAUGCCCAGUCAUGGUUGCCCGCAAGAGGCUACAGCUGCCUGCACUUCCUCGAGGGAAGAGCGAUGUGGUCUCCUCGGUCAGAAGGAGGCAUAUCAGACUGGAUGAAGCGGCCAUCGAGAAGAAGAGUAAAGUCGGGGAGGAGAGCGAUACAGAUACGGACAACGACACUGAAGAGACCAAGAAGAAUGGGGAUCGGGAAGGGUAUGAACAAGGCACAGAGGACAAGGCUGAGGGCGAGGAAACGCCGGCCGAUGAUCUUGCUGAGUCGAAGGAGAAGGAGCUGACUGACGCUGAGGUCCAAGCAAAGCGGAGGCAAGAGGGCGAGCAGGCAGUGGCUGCGAAACAGAUGUCUCGUUCCUUCCACAGCGCCACUGAGCCGUCACCGGAAGACGCUCUGCGAGACUUGAACAAGACGAAUCUACGCGGAUCAGGCGAUUUGGAUCAGUCAGAGGGCACGACAUUGAAGAAUGAGGUCGCAAAGGGCGAGACGAUGGGAGAAGAGGGAGGUGAAGAAGAGGAGGAGGAGGAGGAGUCGCGCAGUCGUGCCCUCAAUAGAGACGUUUCAGAGGAGGAAGGGAGCAGCGACCAGCGAGGUCGUAGCCGUUCACGCUUGGGGCCAUGAUUCUUCCCGUGUCACUAUCCAUAUAGAUGUUCCAUGCUUGCUCUGCUGCCUAAGAAUAAAUUGUACAGCCUGUAAGCGCA